This is a messenger RNA of Polypterus senegalus (gray bichir), 5229 nucleotides long. It is a transcript of the gene amacr, whose product is annotated as alpha-methylacyl-CoA racemase. Bases 84 to 1232 code for a protein of 382 amino acids. The transcript has 6 exons. Gene Ontology annotation, molecular function: alpha-methylacyl-CoA racemase activity. The record is from RefSeq and is a predicted model, not a curated record. Gene Ontology annotation, cellular component: mitochondrion. Lineage: Eukaryota; Metazoa; Chordata; Cladistia; Polypteriformes; Polypteridae. Gene Ontology annotation, biological process: bile acid metabolic process.
UUUACCGGCGGAAGUGCACUUUCGGUGUCUGUCAAAGAGUCAUUGCGCUUCAUCGCACCUUUAUAGAAUCCUACAAGCAAGUCAUGGCAUUAUCUGGCAUUCGUGUGAUAGAGCUGGCCGGAUUGGCUCCUGUGCCAUUUUGUGGAAUGAUCUUAUCAGAUUUUGGUGCCAAAGUGAUUCGCAUAGAUCGAACAAACACAGUCUCAUCAGUGGAUGUACAGGGCCGUGGAAAACUAUCAGCAGCCUUGAAUCUGAAGAAACCUGAAGGGGUGGCUGUGCUGAAAAAUCUCUGCCUCAGAUCUGAUGUUCUAAUUGAGCCUUUCCGUAAAGGUGUAAUGGAGAAGCUGGGACUUGGCCCCCAGGAACUGCUUAAUGAAAAUCCUCGAUUAAUUUAUGCAAGGCUUACGGGAUACGGGCAGAGUGGAUCAUAUGCAAAAGCAGCUGGUCAUGACAUCAACUAUAUUGCAAUGUCAGGUCUGUUGUCCAAGCUUGGCAGAGCACAAGAAAACCCAUAUGCACCACUUAAUCUGCUGGCUGACUUUGCUGGAGGUGGACUGACGUGCGCCAUGGGCAUUAUAAUGGCUUUGCUUGAAAGGACUAAGUCUGGAAAGGGGCAGGUUGUAGAUGCAAGUAUGGUUGAAGGAGCAGCAUAUGUUGGGUCCUUCAUUUGGAAAUCUCAAAAAGUUGGUCUCUGGAACAAUUUACGUGGAGAAAACCUGUUAGACAGUGGGGCCCCUUUUUAUGAAACAUACAAGACAUCUGAUGGAAAGUACCUAGCUGUGGGUGCAAUUGAGCCCCAGUUUUAUGAGGAGCUAAUUACAGGACUUGGUUUGGACUCUACUCAGUUGCCACUACAGAUGAGUAAUUCUGACUGGCCACAGCUAAAGAAAAUCUUUGCAGAUGUGUUUGCAAGCAAAACCCAGGAAGAAUGGUGUAAGAUUUUUGAUGGGAAAGAUGCUUGUGUUACUCCGGUACUGUCACUAGAUGAAGUUGCCUCUCACCCACACAAUAAGGAACGUGGAUCUUUCAUGGUAGAUAGCCAGGGUGGUAUUAGCCCAAGGCCGGCACCCAUUCUUUCUAGGACUCCAGCUAACCCAAGCCUCAACAGAGACCCACUAAUAGGAGAACACACAGUUUCUAUUCUCUCUGAGUUUGGAUACAGUCAAGAAGAUAUUGAAAACCUUAUGUUGUCUGGAGUCAUAGCCUCUAACAAAACAAAAUCAAAUUUAUAGAAAUUUAAAUUGAUCAUUUUGAAAUCAAUUAGACUUCUAAUUCCAGCCAAAUUAUAGUCAAUAGAGUAUUUUUGCUAAUCAUUAGUGAUUUGUUUUUAAAUGCGUGUGACAAAACUAACAAUAUUUAACAAAAAGAUUGUAUUAUUUCCUUGAUUACUACAUAUUUUUAACCAAAUAAAGAUGAUGCUACCUCAUUUUCCAUCAGGCAUUUUGAAUAUGAAGAUCCAGAAGCAUCUACAACACUAUCAAUAAUACCAUCAGGGAUUACAAUUGGUUUUGUUUUUUCUUUUUCCUUCUCCAUGCCUGAGAAUCCUGAAUUUGGCAAAAAGGAAAACUAAUGGAUUGUUAGAAAAAGGCUUCCAAAUAUUCUCCUCAAGGGAUGUAAUGUUGGCUAUUUAGGGUCACAAGACCUGCUUUUGCAAGUAUUUAUUUGGUUUGGCUGCAGUUAUCUUUCAUUUGUUUAGAGUAAUUAUUGUGUUCACUGUAAUAGAAUCCUCAAAGUGAAACCAGUUUUAUCCAACAAAUUGGGAUAUUAAAUUAAUAAAAUUAAGUAUAACUAGAAUCCACAUUACAUUGAAAACCACCAGAAAACUGGAACAGAAUAUUCUCAUAAACAUAAUUGAAACAAAUAUUUAUAGAUAGAUUCAGGGACAUACAUGAAGGUACACAAUGUUACAUAUUGACGAGUUUAAAUCUCAGCCCAGACAGUAUUGGUGUGCCGUUUCUACAGCACACUCAACUAAUAUUGGUGCCCUGAGUAUGUACAAGUAAAAUGGGGUGCAAAAAAAAGUAAUUAUUUUGUAUUAGUUUGAUCAGUUUUAUUCAAAACAUUCACACAAUUCUAACCUUUAACUCAAGUAAAAUAAUUAAAAGGAAAAAGAAAUUAUCACAAAACAAAUACUUUUCUCAGAUAUGUGUGCCAUAAUUAUUGGCACUCUAAGCAAGUCAUUUGGGUAAAAUCUACCUGAAGAAUAAUCCCAUUCAGAUUUUACGUUUUUAAAAUCAUCUCAGUUGUUAGGCACAUGGGUAGGUCGUAGAUGGGCAGCCAUAACUUCCUGUUUCAUUGGGGUGUACAUAUGCGGUGGCACAUUGGCCAAAUUCCCUUAGUUCUCCAUCACAAUGGUGAAGACCCAAGAAUGCAGUAAUGAUGUGCGACAAAAUGAUGUUGAGCUGCACAAAUCAAAAAAUUCUAACAGACAACUGUUGAAUUGUUAAAAAUGCCAAUUUCCACAAUCAAGACAAUAAUUAAUACAUUUAAAAUCCAAUGAAGAUGUCAAGAAUUGCCCCAGAAAAGGACUUGUGUCUAUAUUGACCCACUCAUGUGGUGAUACAAUCUUAAAGCAUCAAAACUGGAGAAUUGUAGACAUUAGUUAGGUCUUAGGGUCAAAAAGUCACUAAAAUUCUACUUUACCAAACUUUACUGGAACGUCAGAUUAGAUGGAACAAAAAAAUACAGCUUUUUUAGCAACAAUUACCGAGGUGGGUAUGGCCUACAGUAGAUGCAUGAAGAAAAGUACCAUAUCCCGACUGUGAAGUAUGGUGGUGAACCAUUGAUGUUGUGGGACUGUUUUUCUGGCAAAGGCCCUGGACAUCUUGUAUAUUGUAUAUAGUAUUAUGAACUCCAUCAAGUGUCAGGAGAUAUUAAAUCUAAAUCUGACUACCUCUGCCGGGAAGCUUAAACUGGGCCGUGAUUGGGUCUUCUGGCAGGUCAGUUACCCAAAACACACCUAAAAUAAUUAACACAAAAAUGGUUUGGUGAUCACAAAAUCAAAGUUUUGCCAAGGCCAUCCCAGGUGCCUGAUGUAAACCCUGUUGGGAUGAGCUGAAGAUAAAGGGAGGUUCUACGUGGAGGAAAGCUCUCAGAUCCAACCUCAUUAAGCAUUUUAAGAGAAGACUUCCAAGCUGUUAUCCAUAUUUUUCCUUCCACAGCCCUGAGACAUGCAGUUUAGGCUAACUGGAAACUCUGAAAUGGCUGAGUGACUAUGGGUGCGUGCGUCUGUCUGUGGUUGAUUCCUGACACUACCAAAAUAGACUUCAUGACCAUGAACUGAAUUAAACAGAAAUCUAAAAUUGAUGAAUCAAAACAUAUUUUCAUCAUACAAAAAUGCAUUAUUACACAUUUUUAAAUAUAAUAAUAAAUAAUUGUUACCUUAUAUUUUAGCUAAAGAGUUCAUGGCUAUUUUUUUCCAUGAGUAUAGAUACAUUCAGAAUAUAUCUUGUAAACUAGAGUAUGUAAUCAAGGUCAUUUAAAAAUAUUUCUGAAAUACCUUCAGUAAUUUAUGUAUUUUAAAAGUGAGACCUGAUAUGAACAGGCUCUGAAAGGUAUAGUUUACACUGAUUCUUCACUGCUUUGCCACAAUAAUAGAUAGUGUAAAAAUCAUUAAGGAUUUUAUUUGAUUUACAAUGGAAAUCUUGUUGCUUUGGGACAUGUGUAGUGGUUUAAGUGAGCUGCAAAAAUAAUUAUGUUUUAAAUUGAAACUAAUGUUAGCUAAGCUAAAUGUUAAAGUCAUAAUAGGAAUAACUACUUGUGUGAAAUAUUCAGGAAUUUCUUCUAUAGCUUACUACACGCAAAGCAAUUGAAUCAUAACUGAGGUAUGUAUCUAUCUAUUCAUGCAGUUUCUGAGUACUCUGUUUUCCUUACAGGGACGGGUUGAGCAUGUCUCAGUAGCAAUGGGAAAGACUCCGCGCUGGGCAUUAUGCUGGUUCAUCACAGGGAAUGCUCACUCACAUGCUAGGAAAUAUCCACAAGGUUUUGCUUCCUAAAAAAUGUUGGUGAUUAUAGCUUCAAGCUGAACAAAUACAGUUUCAGACUGACUGUAUCAUGUAGAAAUAUGGGGAAACAUGAAAAUAUUGAAUUUAAUAUGUUUAAUGAUGCUGACGCAUUGCAUUACUUCAUCUGUGCUAAUACUGUUUUACUGCUGAAUUUUCGAUGCUGUUCACUUCAGUGUCCAACAACAGUCACCAGCAUUCAUGGAUUUCACUUGCCUUGAUACUGUCUUCCAUUGUUGGCAUAUUCUGGUGAAAUUUGACACCAUGUUUGUUACUAACUGCACCAAGAUUAGCAGCGAAGAAGCCCAAGUGUAAAUGUGCAAGUGUGUUUAGCAACAUGUUGCACUUCAUGAUUUUAUAUAUUUGAAGCAUGCAGUCAACCAGUUGAAUGUAGUUUGUUGCUUUGUAGUUGCCAAGAAAAUCCUCACCAACAUUCUUGAAUACCUUUCAUGUGAUUUUGCUCUGGCCCCACUUAUAGAUCUUCAAACCACCUGUCAUUGGUGACAUGUCUAAUUUGUGGACCAACAAAAAUGCCCUCUUUAAACAUGGCAUCAGUUAUUCAUGGUAACAUCUAUCUCAAAUAUUGAAAUCCUUUACCUUCCUUGUUCACUGCUUUCAGAAAAUACGUCAUCAGUUCCAAGUUUUAUAUAAACUAAACACUUAUGGAGCGGUCAGUUCUUUUAUUGUAAUGAGAUUCUUCAGCAUGGCUGCCCCAUUCAUAAAUGAAACAACAGUAUUUGGUAUGGCUGAGCUGAAGUCCUAGUAGCAGUGCCACUACCUUUAAAUGGGCACAGAUGUUCCAGUUCUAGAUGUUGUACUGUAUAUGUACAGUAUACUUAUAAUAUCAGAGGAAAUCACAACAAUAGGCAGCUACAAUAAAAUGGUAUGUGAUUGAAAAAUGUAAAGGUAAUUUUUGUGGCCAAAAGGUAUACAAAUAAGUGUCCAGGAAGCAAAAUCUUCAUUAUCUAGUGUAAUUAAUAUUUUCACAAUACUUUAGUCAGAUGUUAUGUACUAUGCGCAAGCAACACUGCUACUGCACAGCAUUUUGGAACUGUCUUCAGUGGAGAGUUAGCUUGCCAACACCCCCGCAUGUUUGCACCUUCUCAAGUGCCGCUGGAUUACUUACAUGGUCUGGAGAAAUGCAGCCGUACUGACAUCCAUUAUCCAACCUGCUAUAUCCUAACUACAGGGUCACGGGGGUCUGCUGGAGCCAAUCCCAGCCAACACA